Molecule: messenger RNA, 1381 nt
Organism: Engraulis encrasicolus (European anchovy)
Lineage: Eukaryota; Metazoa; Chordata; Actinopteri; Clupeiformes; Engraulidae
Gene: slc35h1
Product: solute carrier family 35 member C2
Exons: 10
Coding region: 149-1234 (361 amino acids)
Biological process (GO): UDP-glucose transmembrane transport
Cellular component (GO): cis-Golgi network; Golgi apparatus; endoplasmic reticulum-Golgi intermediate compartment
Molecular function (GO): antiporter activity
Source: RefSeq, a predicted model, not a curated record
GAUGGGAGUACGGAUGUGGCGAGCAAGUUUUAAGGUGCGAUCACGGAGCAGCAGUAGCGAAGGAAUCGGAGGCUAUGAUACCUGUUGAGUGAAGGCCCUCUUCCAAGAGAGGGCCCUAGCACAGCACCCCAGUGGAGCGUGGGCCACCAUGGCGUGCCCUGUACAGUUCCUGUGCCGUGCUGUGCGCACUGUGGGAUUGGUGCUCUUCUACUAUGUCUUCUCAAUCGGCAUCACCUUCUACAACAAAUGGCUCAUGAAGGAUUUCCACUUUCCACUCUUCAUGACCCUGGUACACCUGACCAUAAUCUUCUGUCUGUCUGCCUUCACCCGCUCUGCCUUGCAAUGCUUCUCCGGCAAACCGAGAGUUAUGCUGAGUUGGUCGGACUACCUCUACAAAGUGGCACCAACCGCCUUGGCAACGGUCCUGGACAUCGGCCUGUCCAACUGGAGCUUCCUCUUCAUCACCAUCAGCCUGUACACCAUGACCAAGUCCACAGCUGUCCUCUUCAUCCUCCUCUUCUCCCUCGUGUUUAAACUCGAGGAGCCGAAUCCAUUUCUCAUCGUUGUGGUCCUGCUCAUCUCCGGGGGUCUGUUCAUGUUCACGUACGAGUCGACGCAGUUCAACCUGGAGGGCUUCAUCAUGGUGCUGCUGGCAUCCUUUAUAGGUGGCAUCAGGUGGACACUAACACAAGUACUCAUGCAGAAAGCAGAGCUAGGUCUUCAGAACCCCAUCGACACCAUGUACCACCUGCAGCCUCUCAUGUUCGUGGGACUCUUCCCUCUCUUCCUUUACAAUGAAGGGCUGAGUCUGUGUACCUCGGAGAAGCUGUUCCGUGUGAGUGAGCUGGGUCCCCUGCUCUACUCCAUAGGAACACUGGCCACAGGGGGGGCUCUGGCGUUCGGGCUGGGCUUCUCAGAGUUCCUGCUGGUCUCCAAGACGUCCAGCCUCACACUCUCCAUCGCAGGGAUAUUCAAGGAAGUGUGCACCUUGUUACUGGCGGCUCGCAUCAUGGGAGAUCGGAUGACGCUGGUCAACUGGAUGGGCUUUGUCGUCUGCCUUUCGGGAAUCUCCCUUCACGUGGGCCUGAAGACCUACUACAACAAAGGCAAGGUGCAUGCGGUGAGGCAGCUGUCGUACAAGGAAGGCGGUGAGAUGGAGCUCCCUCUGCUGCGGAGAGAGGAGGAGGAGCAGGAGGCGUACGAGACGGAGGAGGAGCAGGAGAUCCUCCAUUGAAGAGACCGACUGACAGGCCUACUACCACACUAUACCAAAUGGGGAGGAGGCGCAGCUCCAGGGCUGGACUGGCCAUCUGGCAUACCGGGCACUUUCCGGUGGGCCCUGCACCCUCGUGGGCCCCUAUUUUCAGAAAUGAAAAAACAA